This is a messenger RNA of Sordaria macrospora k-hell, 2928 nucleotides long. RefSeq lists its product as uncharacterized. Gene Ontology annotation, molecular function: protein kinase activity; ATP binding. Gene Ontology annotation, biological process: protein phosphorylation. Lineage: Eukaryota; Fungi; Ascomycota; Sordariomycetes; Sordariales; Sordariaceae. The record is from RefSeq and is a predicted model, not a curated record.
AUGCAGACGGCAAAAGGGAAGGCCGAGGCGCUUGGACGGAAAGCCAAGCUUGCGAGUUCAUAUCAGGAGUUGCUCGACGAAUUUUCGAGCAAAGACCUACGAUCGGUUGGCAACUAUACCCUCGGACGACUAAUUGGCAAAGGAUCCUUCGGCAAGGUCUACUUGGCCACCCACAAACUUACAAAUGGCUCCAAGGUCGUGCUCAAGUCAGCCAACAAGGAUGACACCAACCUCGCUCGCGAAAUCCAUCAUCAUCGCCAAUUCGUCCACCCGCACAUCGCCCGACUAUACGAGGUGGUCGUGACGGAGAACCUGGUGUGGAUGGUGCUAGAAUAUUGUCCAGGCGACGAAUUGUACAACUACCUUCUUCAACAUGGCAAGCUAUCGGUCGACAAGGUUCAGAGGAUCUUUGCGCAACUGGUGGGCGCCGUGUGCUACGUCCAUCGACAAUCCUGUGUCCAUCGGGAUCUGAAACUGGAAAAUAUCCUGCUCGACAAACACGAGAACGUCAAGCUAUGCGACUUUGGUUUCACACGGGAAUAUGAGGGCAAGGCCAACUACCUGCAAACGUUUUGCGGCACCAUCUGUUACUCGGCUCCGGAAAUGCUGAAGGGCGAAAAAUAUGCGGGCGAAAAGGUGGAUGUUUGGAGCUUGGGAGUCAUUUUCUACGCCCUUCUCUGCGGCGAGCUUCCCUUUGACGACGAUGACGAGCAAGUUACCCGGCGGAAGAUCCUUAGCGAGGAACCAGACUACCCCGAUACCCUUCCGGCAGAUGCGCUGUCUCUUAUGAAGAAACUCCUAUCGAAACGACCCCUAAUACGACCGUCUCUGCCCGAUAUCCUCGCGCACCCAUUCCUCGCCGAAUAUGCGCCGCAACAACAGGAGAUCCUGAAAAUCGAGCAACCAGCCCCUUUUUCGACGGCGCUGGAACAGGAGACGUUACAUCGCAUGCGAAGCGCUGGGGUGGAUACAGAGGCGGUGAUGGAAAGUGUCAUAGCCCAAAAGUGUGACGCCCUCGCUGGCUGGUGGACACUAUUGAUUGAGAAGGAGGAACGGAAGGCGGCGAGAAGGGAACGAAAGCGCAGGGAAAAGGAGGAAAACAGAAACUCGAGACGGUUCUCCCAGGCUUCUAGUCGACUCAAUGCCUUGGCUACGGUGGAAGAGUCGCAAUUCCCUUUCGGAGAGCAACCACAAAGACCACGAGGGCGGAGCGAGAGGAGAAGAAGCGGACCCUAUCCGACUCUGCUCAUCCCGGACAUGCCCAGCUAUGCCGACUAUCCCAGAAGCGCGAUUGAACCUCGCAGUCCGAUAGAAGGGGACAUGCCACCACCGCCGGUUGAUAAGGACUCGAUUAGGGGUCGGUCUACUAGCUCCUCGCGGCAUAGGAAGCCGAUUCCCCCACCGAAGGAGGGUAUUCUGAGGAGUGCGAGGUCGAGAGGGUCGACUCUUCAUCUGGUCACUACAAGUGAAGUUCUGGACUUGAACGGUUCUUUACAGCUGCCUGAUGACCAGAACCAGGUGAAAAAGCGACCGUCCAAGACCAAGAUAUUCUGGAAGAAUUGGACACAUUGGCUCUUUGAGAGUACGCGGCGGCAUAAGAACUCCCAGAAACGUGCCAGCCAAUCCACCCCUAACUUGGCGGAUAAGGCCGCGGUGCAGACCGCGAAGGAUGACAAAUCUAAGGACGGGGAGAGUCCACGUCCGCAGACGAGUAAGUACCCAGCAGCAAGUUCUCCGAUCACGACGGGUACCGCUGGCCUACCUAAGGGUGUAGUGGCCAACGGCUACGCCAGCAAAGCGUCACCGGCGCUCUCCGCAAGCUCUGCUCCGUUUAAGAACAGUAACGCUUCCGUCGGCCUCUCGAGCUCGCUACCAUCCUCUUUGCCACCGAUUCCACGUACAUACACGUCAGGGUCGUACAAGAGACAGUCCCUAUCGCCAUCGCCCCUAACACCCCGCUCCACCAUGCGGCGACCGUCCGGCACCGCGGGCCUUCGCGGCAGGAAGUCCACCUCUUCGUCUGUCUCGUCCAUCCGUUCAAUGCACCACACCCACCACCAUUCCCACAGCAAAGCUAGUUCAACCUCCUCCAACAAUUCCGUUUCUACAUCAGUCUCAAAAUCCGCCCUACAAGCCAGCCGCAGUCCACACCACUCCGUCAAGGUUCUCCCCGCCACACCUACAACUGUCGGCUUCCCAAGCAACAUCCGCUACGUUCGCGACCGCACCGGCCCGCCUCUAGGCAUCGGCAGCCUCGGAGGUCCCGGCCUCUUUGCCUCGCCCAGUGAAUACAGCUCAUCCGACAACAACGGCCGUCUCAAUGCCUCCUUCCUCGGCAAUGGUGGCGGUGGCCUCUCCGUCCUCAACACCAACACGCAGUACUACCAAAUGCCCCAGGCUCCCGGCUCCCCCAACCCGUUUGCCUCGGUCAAUUCGGGGGGUUAUUUCGGUCCGAGGGCAACAGGUACCGGAUCACCUGUCGUGGGACCCGGUGGCCAUGGCGGCGUGAUGUUCGCCAAGAGGAAGAAGAAUCUCUUCAAGGGCCCGAUGCUCAACUUUGGCGGCAGUGCCGGUGGCGCGGGUCACGCUGGUAGCAGGCAGAGAGAAGAGAGGAGUAGUAGUGGUGCGUCCGGGUCGGCAAGUGCGAGCCAUUCUAGGAGUGCGAGCGCUAGCGGGCUGGGGCGCAGGAGUGGGGAGAUUACGAUCCAGGAGGAGGAGGAGCCUGGCGAGGAAGAAGAGGAAGAGCACCACGGUGGUGGUGGUGGGUAUGGUUACAGUAGCCACGGCUGGGGCGGAAGCAGGACGGGCGCAGGUUGGGGAGGACCAGGGAUGGCGGGCAUGGAAGAAGAAGAGGAGGUGGAAGAGGUGGAUAACUUCAGUCCCAUCAUCAGCGGGCCGGGGGAGAUUGGUGGAGGAGAGGAUCAUUGA